AUGGCGUGCCAACCUAAACGUUCCGAAACCGUCGUAAUCCACGAGUUGCUGGCCUUUGUUCAACAAAAAUUGGACGUCAUGGACCAGGUGUCUCUGGAGCAGAUACUGAUGACAAGCUUCACCGAGGACGAGAUCAUCCAAGCGAAGAAGGUGUUAGCAGAUUCAGCCGUGACCCAAAUCCGUCUUAUCACACGUCACAGGGAUGGACGCGGUGCUUUGAAAUCGAACGGAGAAAAUAAACGUAUCGGUAACGGUGUAUUUCAAAUGAAACUUCUAACACGUGUGGGAACUGUAGCAUACACGUACUUCGAAUACAAAACGUUAGAAGAAAAUGCAUGUGUUCCUGUAUACAAAAGCUUUGUAGUGACCGUCAUGAACGGACUGCAGCACUAA
Messenger RNA from Parnassius mnemosyne (clouded apollo), 393 nucleotides. The record is from the annotation of a GenBank genome assembly. Lineage: Eukaryota; Metazoa; Arthropoda; Insecta; Lepidoptera; Papilionidae.